Messenger RNA from Danio rerio (zebrafish), 819 nucleotides. The record is from RefSeq and is a predicted model, not a curated record. NCBI's taxonomy places the organism in Eukaryota, Metazoa, Chordata, Actinopteri, Cypriniformes, Danionidae.
AUGCUAAUUGGAGGAGCAAAUCUAGAGGCUCUGGAAGGUAAUGACAUGCUAGCACUACCAUAUGUUAAUAAUGGCCUGAGGGUUAUUAGCUCAGACCUGAACUUAUUACUAGAGAUUCCAAAACUCAACGCCUAUGUACUAUUUGGAGUCUCUGGCUUCAGCAUCAACCUGCCAUUCCAGUAUUUCGGAAAAAACACAGAAGGUCAAUGUGGAACAUGCAACAACAACCAGAAUGAUGACUGCCCCGGAUCCUUGGCAAAAGACUGUAAAGGAAUGGCAGAGAACUGGAAUACUACAGUUUGCACUCCACCAACUCCAUUACCUACAGCUGCACCUAGAGCUUCACCUACAGCUACACCUACAUCUACAGCUACACCUAUAGCUACACUUAAAGCUACACGUACAGCUGCACCUACAACUACACCUACGCAUACAGAUGCACCUACAGCUAUGUCUACAGAUGCAUAUACAGCUUCACCUACAGCUGGACCUUCAGCUACACCUACAGCUACGCCUACAGCUGCACCUACACCUGGACCUUCAGCUAAACCUACAGCUACGCCUACAGCUGCACCUACAGCUGGACCUUCAGCUACACCUACAAUUGAGUCACCCCACUCUGACUGCUACCUACUUAACACCACGUUUGAAGCGUGCCAUCCCCACGUGCCUCCUGAAAACUUCUUUUCAGCCUGUCAAUAUGACAGCAGUAAUAACCCUGCUGGAGUGUGUGCUAGUCUGCAGAGCUACGCAAGCGUUUGUGCAAUGUUUGGGGUCUGCAUAUACUGGAGGAACUACACAAGCCAAUGCAAUCAGUAA